AGAAGAAAAAAAAACAGAGAAAGGGGAAAAAAGAGGAAGAGAAAAAAAAAAAAAAGGAAAAGGGAAAACAAGGGGAGGGGUGGAAUCACAUGGGCAUUAGUUUGUUGUCUCUCCCCUGGGUCCUCUCUCCUCUUCUCUUCUAAUUAUUCUUCUUCUUGUUCAUCAUCAUCUUCGCUUUUCUUUUUUUUUUUGUUCUUCUAUCGCCAUGAUCUACCGUUACUCUUUCUCCAAUUAGAUCUUUGUUUUUGAUUUUUUGUUUUGUUUUUCUUUUGCUCGACAUGGCUGACGAUAAGGAAAUGUCUGCCCCUGUUGUUGAUGGGAACGAUCCGGUCACCGGUCACAUCAUUUCUACAACGAUUGGAGGUAAAAAUGGAGAACCUAAACAGACCAUCAGCUAUAUGGCAGAGCGUGUAGUAGGGACAGGAUCAUUCGGGAUUGUUUUCCAGGCAAAAUGCUUGGAAACAGGAGAGACUGUGGCUAUAAAGAAGGUUUUGCAAGAUAGAAGAUAUAAGAAUCGUGAACUGCAAUUGAUGCGUGUCCUGGAUCAUCCGAAUGUGAUUUCCUUGAAGCAUUGUUUCUUUUCCACGACAACAAAAAAUGAGCUUUUCCUUAACUUGGUUAUGGAAUAUGUACCGGAGAGCAUGUAUAGGGUUUUGAAACAUUACAGCAGUGCUAAUCAAAGAAUGCCACUUAUCUAUGUGAAACUUUACACAUACCAGAUAUUCAGGGGUCUUGCAUACCUCCAUAGUGUUGUUGGAGUUUGCCAUAGGGAUUUGAAGCCUCAAAAUCUUUUGGUUGAUCCUCUGACUCACCAGGUUAAGAUUUGUGAUUUUGGAAGCGCAAAAGUGCUUGUCAAAGGUGAAGCUAACAUUUCAUAUAUAUGUUCUCGUUUCUAUCGGGCUCCAGAACUUAUAUUUGGUGCCACUGAAUACACAACCUCAAUCGAUAUCUGGUCAGCUGGUUGUGUUCUUGCUGAACUUUUGCUGGGCCAGCCAUUGUUUCCUGGAGAGAAUGCUGUGGACCAGCUUGUAGAGAUUAUCAAGGUCCUUGGUACACCCACUAGGGAAGAAAUUCGCUGCAUGAAUCCCAGUUACACGGAUUUUAGGUUUCCACAGAUUAAAGCGCAUCCAUGGCAUAAGGUUUUUCAUAAAAGGAUGCCUCCUGAAGCAAUUGAUCUCGCAUCACGACUGCUGCAAUACUCACCAAGUCUUCGCUGUACAGCUCUUGAAGCAUGUGCACAUCCCUUCUUUGAUGAGCUUCGAGAACCUAAUGCUCGCCUACCAAAUGGGCGACCAUUACCACCACUUUUCGACUUUAAACAGGAAAUGGAAUGUGAUGGCAAUCCCACAUCUUUUUCUCAAGAAAAGCCGACAUGAUGAACAAGUUGGAAUGCUGGAAUGCAUGUCAAUUUUCUCUUGGGAAAUAAGAGAGGAACAUGACUCAUUGGCCAUUGCCUGUAAGUGAGCCGGAGGGAAAAAAAAAGUACAAAGGUAGAACAGAUAUAAACCUGAUUGUCGGUGCCGUUUGGUCUUUUGUUGGGACAUGAUUGGAUUACGAAUAUAGGCAUAGUAGAAAAGAUCUAAUGAUAUUUUUGGGUGCAUGAUUUUGUCAAAAAGAAGAUGCUCUUAGCCUUAAGGUCCCAUGCGUCAAUAAUUACGAUCAUUUUGGUCGUCAAAAGAAACUGAGCUGGCUCCCUGCUUCAGUGUUUCCUACUUAAUUGAUUUUGAUUGAGGCCCUUGUGCCCAUGCCA
Durio zibethinus is the source of this 1750-nucleotide messenger RNA. Its product is annotated as shaggy-related protein kinase eta. Gene Ontology annotation, biological process: cell differentiation; brassinosteroid mediated signaling pathway; peptidyl-threonine phosphorylation. The record is from RefSeq and is a predicted model, not a curated record. NCBI's taxonomy places the organism in Eukaryota, Viridiplantae, Streptophyta, Magnoliopsida, Malvales, Malvaceae. Gene Ontology annotation, cellular component: nucleus; cytoplasm. Gene Ontology annotation, molecular function: protein serine/threonine kinase activity; ATP binding.